AUGGUUGCAAGAAGGAAUGAUAAUGCUAUUACUGAGACAUUGACGAUGUUGGCUGGUGCUAUUGGGCAGGCUCCAAAUAUGAAUGUUGGUAACAGAGAGGAGGAUGAGUUUCGUGCUUUGAAGAAGUUCCAGAGGAACAAUCCGCCAAUCUUUGAGGGAGAUCAUGAACCUGACAAAGCACAAGCAUGGGUGAAGGCGAUCGAGAAGAUCUUUCGGGUCAUGAAUUAUGGGAUUGAGGUUAGUUGGGCUCUUUUCCGAGAUGCAUUUUUGGAGAAGUAUUAUUCAGGGGAUGUGUGUGGGAAAAAAGAAGUUGAGUUUCUUGAGCUGAAGCAGGGUAAUAGAAUUGUCGCAGAGUAUGCUGUAAAGUUUCAGAAGUUGAUUAAGUUUUGUCCUCAUUACAACACUGCUAAUGCUGAGAGGUAUAAGUGUCUUAAGUUUGUUAACAAGAAUAGGAUCUAUGAUGAGGAUAGUAGAGAUAGUGCUUCUCACUAUAAGUAUUUGAAUGAUAAGAAAGGGAAAGGCCAAAUCAGAGGAAAGCCAUAUGCUGAUAAAGGGAAACAAAAAGCUGGUUAUGACAGGAAGCCGAGUGGGGGAGGAGCUCCUACUCUAGUUAGGUGCUAG
Vicia villosa (hairy vetch) is the source of this 621-nucleotide messenger RNA. RefSeq lists its product as uncharacterized. Lineage: Eukaryota; Viridiplantae; Streptophyta; Magnoliopsida; Fabales; Fabaceae. The transcript has 3 exons. The record is from RefSeq and is a predicted model, not a curated record. The coding region runs from base 1 to 621 and encodes 206 amino acids.